UGUGUUAAUUGGAGAUUGGUUGCACAUUUAUGACCCCAUCAUGCAGUGCGGCGGCUUGUAGUUUUACUGUCUUGCUUGAAGACAAAACAUUUUUAAAAACAAAAGCAAUUGCAAAUACAAUUGAGAUACUUUUAUAAUAAUGGAGAUAGGGACGGAGAUCAGUAAGAAAAUAAGGGCUGCUAUUAAGGGGAAAUUACAAGAACUGGGUGCCUAUGUGGAUGAAGAGCUACCUGAUUACAUCAUGGUGAUGGUUGCUAACAAAAAGAAUGCCCAACAGAUGACUGACGACCUUUCUCUCUUUCUGGGCAACAAUACUGUAAAAUUUACUAUAUGGUUACACGACGUGCUAGAAAAACUGCGUUCUGUUGCUGUUGAACCCCUGAAUGAAAAGCCCCAGCCUAUGUACACAGACUCCAGCACAUUGUCACUGUCAAGAAAAAGCAGAUUGACAGCUAGUGGGCACAAUGAACGGAGAGGAGACGAGGCUCGUGCACUAGCAGUCUCUAGCUCACGAUCAGAAAGACACGACUUCAGGGUUUCUACAAGCUCAUCACAGGAGCACAUCAUUUCCAGCGGAGGAAGAUCCUCAUCAGAAAGGAAUGUUCCUCGAUUAAUGUCAACAGUGAAGCCCCUAAUGGAGCUUUCGUCUGCAGAGGCCGUGAUUGAUAUUAAACCUGAACCUGAUGAUGACCUCAUUGAUGAAGAUCUGAACAUUGUACCAGAUGCUGCAUCCUCCUCAGCAGCCAGAAAGAAGCCUUUAGUUACUGUAACCUACAGUUCGACUCGACCUUCGGCAGAGCUUUACAAGCCUCCAGGAAGCAGCCAACACUCGCUAAUGACUUCAGAUAACAGCUCACACUCUUCUAACCGAACAGAUGAGAGCAGUGUGUUUGGUCACAGACCUGUUGAGAUCCUCAGGUCCACAGAAAGUGCCUCUGGGACGUUCAACAGACUUGCAGAAAACUACAUUAGCAGAUCUACCAAGCCAAAUGUUGACAGAGUUAGUAGAGAAGAAGAAGCAUCCAGAAAGCGAAAAGUGCCAGUUAUCAGUUCGGUGGUGAAAGUAGGUAAAUCUGGGAGUGAAGGCCAGGACAUUGAGGAAGUGAGAGAAGAGGAAGAGGAGGAGGAGGAGGAGGAUGAGGAGAGUUACGUUAGCAGGACUGGCAGUCUCUCAAGCAGUGUCUCUGUGCCCUCCAAACCUGAACGAAGACCCUCAUUGCCACCUUCGAAGCAAGCUAAUAGAAAUUUGAUAUUAAAAGCAAUUUCUGAAGCUCAGGAAUCUGUGUCCAAGACAACCAGUUACCCUCCAGUGUCCCAGAGACAGAUGGUUCCUGUUGCCCCCAGAACACGCAUGACUAGUGAGGAAACCAAUGCUGUAACCCAACAUGUGCAAGAGAACCUUCACCAUCUAGAUCCCAGGCUUCAUGUGGAGGCUUCAGAAGAGACAGGCUUGCAGAGACUGCCAGUUCAGUCAAGAUCACUGGUCUCCCGUCUUCAGCUUGAUGCACCAGAAGAAACCUUAAGUAGUCUUCAAGAAGUGGGUGAAAUGGCAGACAGGAAGCCUGAUGACACUCGGUCAUUUAUCCUAAAGAGAGCCGUGUUGGAUGAAGUGAGGACCCUUAAAAGCAGACUCGGAGCACAACACGCGGAGAGGGUACCCGCACUGCCGGCACGUUUGGUACAGACAAGUAGAGAGGCACAUGAGUCUCAGAGAUCUUCCAGUCCUAAAUUUAUUGUUACGUUGGAUGGGGUGCCCAGCCCACCAGGAUUCACACCUGAUCAAGAAGAAGCGGAAACUGUUUUGAAGGAAAAGAUGAAAACAACCAAGACCAGUGUUCCACACGGCCAAUUGGAAAAGAAACACAAGCUUAUGCCACAGCAGAGACUAGCAGGGGAAUUACCGGUCGAUUACUCUGAUGAUGAGGCGGAAGUAGAUCAUGGUCCUGUAAAACGUCAGAAAGUACUGGAGCGUUGCAAGUUCUGGCCUGCCUGUAAAAGUGGAGAUGAUUGCCCAUACCAUCACCCAAAAACAUUAUGCAAGACAUUUCCCAACUGCAAGUUUGGAGAGAAGUGUUUGUUUAUUCAUCCAAACUGUAAAUAUGAUGCAAAGUGCACCAAGCCGAACUGUCCAUUCACUCACACUGGACGAAAACAUCCAGCACCGCCAGCUAAAGCACCAGCACCGUCAGUAUCUGGCAAUGUAUGUCAUUUCUUUCCAGAGUGCAAGAGUAUGGACUGCCAAUUUUAUCACCCUAAACCUUGCAGAUUUACCACGCAGUGUAAGAGACCUGACUGCAGUUUCUAUCAUCCAACGGUUUCAUUACCUCCACGACACGCUCUUAAAUGGACAAGAGCGCAAAACAGUUAACUUUCACAGAAGGAUCCCCAAGGAUAAUGAAAUCCCACAACUAGACACCUCUGCUCAAGUACUGAGGAGUCCAGUUUGACUAAUUUACUUUUGGUUACAAAAAAAAAAAUGGUUGUGUUGUUUAAAUGGCUUGUAAACUGUGAAUGCUUUCUUUUUGUAAACUAACAUUAGAGUAGCAGUUUCUGUAAACUUUUUUUUUAUUUUUUAAAUUGUUCAGUUGACAACUCCAAUGUGAACAUUGAAAAAACUAAAACUGGCAUGUUGUAAACUUAAUACCAAUUUUCCUUUUAAACUGGGGGGCCAUUGCUGUAAUAAAACAGUGGUGCUUAA
Molecule: messenger RNA, 2698 nt
Organism: Acipenser ruthenus (sterlet)
Lineage: Eukaryota; Metazoa; Chordata; Actinopteri; Acipenseriformes; Acipenseridae
Product: zinc finger CCCH domain-containing protein 14-like
Exons: 17
Coding region: 140-2368 (742 amino acids)
Biological process (GO): regulation of mRNA stability
Cellular component (GO): cytoplasm; nucleus
Molecular function (GO): poly(A) binding; metal ion binding
Source: RefSeq, a predicted model, not a curated record